CAAUUGCGGGAUGAGAGGAACGGAUCCGGCUUCCGCGUUUGCUGAUAGCUUCUAUCCGCGGGUCUCACUACUUUAUGUAGCUCGACGUCACCAAAGCUGAUAUCCUCUUGGAUUCACGCUUGAGCUCGACUCAACUUCUUCCGACUGAUCUUGUCUUUCGUGUUACUUAUCCGCUCCUUGAUAUACUCAUUACUCCGUUGACCCAGCGGUCACGCCUCAAACAGCCCUGGACAUGCCUUCAACACCCUCAGACAGGACCGGGAAGAUAACCAUCGCUAUUGAUCGUGGUGGUACAUUCACAGAUGUUCUGGGUAUUGUGCCGGGAUGGGAAGAGGAUAUCGUCAUCAAACUUUUGUCUGUUGACCCAGACAACUAUCCCGAUGCUCCUACUGAAGGCAUUCGACGCGUCCUCGAGAUCGCUCUCGGAGUAAAGAUUCUACGGGGACAACAACUAGACACCUCAGAGAUCGAGGUAAUUCGUCAGGGGACCACCGUCGCCACAAACGCCCUCCUCGAGCGCAAAGGUGUCAAAUCUGCGCUUCUCGUCACCAAAGGUUUCAAAGAUCUCCUCUUCAUCGGAAACCAGUCUCGACCAGCUCUUUUCGAUCUCGACAUUAAGAGACCGGGUGUGCUUUUCGAGAAGGUUGUCGAGGUUGAGGAGAGGGUAACGAUCGCGGAUUGUAUCGGCGAUGUCCCGAGACCUCUAGAUGCGAUGCUAGAGGACGGGCUUGUGAGAGGAGUAAGCGGAGAUGUUGUGCGAGUCGUUCAGAAGCUAGAUGAGAACCAAGUACGCAAAGAGCUCAAACUACUUCGCGAGCAAGGCUUUCAGUCCAUUGCAGUCGCAUUCGUUCACUCCUACACCUAUCCCGAGCAUGAACUUAUUAUUCGUGAAAUUGCUCACGAAAUCGGGUUUGCCCAUAUCUCACUUUCGUCCCAAUUGCAAGCUAUGGUCAAAAUAGUCCCUCGCGGAAUGAGUGCCACAGCGGACGCCUAUCUUACGCCACAUAUCCGAACGUACCUCGAUAACAUCGCCAAAGGUUUCAAGGGAGAGCUGAAAGAUGACUUGACCAGGGUUGAGUUUAUGCAGUCUGAUGGUGGAUUGGUGCAUCAUCGGAAGUUCUCGGGACUGAGGGCGAUUUUGUCUGGUCCUGCUGGUGGUGUCGUUGGAUAUGCGCGAACCUCUUACUCCCCAGAGGAUGGGACGGGGGUAAUUGGGUUCGACAUGGGAGGUACUUCGACGGAUGUCUCUCGAUACGCUGGCACGCUCGAGCACGUCUUCGAGACCGUCACCGCUGGAGUGAUGAUUCAGACCGCUCAAUGCGACAUCAACACUGUUGCCUCCGGUGGUGGCUCCAUCCUCUUCUGGAGGAAUGGUCUCUUCGUCGUUGGUCCCGAAUCCGCCAGUGCACACCCUGGCCCGGCCUGCUAUCGUAAAGGCGGUCCUCUCACCGUCACGGAUGCCAAUCUUUUUCUCGGUCGCAUACAGCCCGACUUUUUCCCGAAGAUUUUCGGUCCAACUGAAGACAUGCCUCUUGACUUUGAAAUCACGAAGACGAAAUUUGAGGAGCUCACCAAGCAGAUCAAUGCGGACACGGGAGGGACCAAGACUCCUGAAGAGGUCGCUUCUGGGUUCUUGGCUGUGGCGAAUGAGAGUAUGGCGAGGCCUAUCAGGUCGUUGAGUGAAGGAAGGGGAUACUCUUUGAAGAACCACAACCUCGCCUCCUUUGGCGGCGCCGGUGGCCAACACGCCUGUCCUCUCGCUCGUAUCCUCGGUAUCAACACCGUUAUUAUCCACAAAUACUCCUCUAUUCUCUCCGCGUAUGGUAUGGCCCUCGCAGAUACCGUCUCUGAACAGAGUAUGCCUGCGAGCGAGGUAUGGGGUAAGGAGGGCGCUGACGAGAGGUUGAAGUCGAAGUUCGAGGAACUUGUAAAGAGGGCGAGGGACGAUUUGGAGGGACAGGGGAUAAAAGAGAGCCAGGUGGAAGGUGAUGACGGUAUGAAGUUGGUGUUUGAGAAGUAUCUGUUCAUGAGGUACAAUGGCAGCGAUGCGCAGUUGGUGGUGAAGGAGCCUGAGGAUGGUGACUUUGGCAAGGAGUUCCUCAAAAUACACAAGAAAGAAUUCCAAUUCCUUCUUCCUCGCGACAUUCUCAUCGACGACGUUCGCGUCCGUGGCAUUGGUCUCAGCAACGAGUCUCGCAAAUCCGAAGGCUCGAAACUUCACGCUGAGCGCGUGUCUACCGUAACUCAAGCCGUCGAUUCUACUAUCGCAGCUGCUGUGGUGAACGUAUACUUCGAGGAGACCGGAAGGGUGAGUACGCCGGUUUACCUGUUGGGUAAACUGGCUCCUGGUACGCUAGUACAUGGUCCGGCUAUCGUCAUCGACGAUACUCAAACGCUACUUGUCACCCCUGGAGCGACUGCGACGAUGCUGAGCUCGCACGUUGUUAUUGAUGUUGGUCUUGGUGAAAAGAAACAACUCAGUGCCGAUGUUAUUGAUCCUAUCAUGACAUCCGUUUUUGGUCACCGUUUCAUGGCUAUUGCUGAGAUGAUGGGUCGAACCCUCCAGAAGACUGCCGUUUCGCUCCAGAUAAAGGAACGUCUUGACUUCUCGUGCGCUAUUUUCGAUACCGAAGGCUACCUGGUCGCAAAUGCACCCGCCGUACCUGUUCAUCUUGGUGCCAUGGCAUACUGCGUGCAGUACCAGCUGAAUUAUUGGAAGGGCAACCUCAAGCGCGGCGAUGUCCUGGUCUCGAAUCACCCUCAAGCCGGCGGUAGCCAUUUGCCUGAUAUCACUGUUGUCACUCCUGUAUUCAGGGAAGGAACCGACGAUGAGAUCAUUUUCUGGGUGGCGUCGAGAGGUCAUCAUGGUGACAUCGGUGGUCUGGAUGGAAACUCAAUGCCUCCCAAUAGCGCUGAACUAUGGGAGGAAGGCGCCCAGAUCAUGACCCUCAAGUUGAUCACAAACGGCGAGUUUAAUGAGAAAGAAAUCAUCUCGAUUUUCAAAGCCGCAGGCGACUACCCUAACUGCGAAGCCUCUCGUCGUAUCCAAGACAACAUCAGCGACAUGCAGGCUCAGUCCGCUGCGAACGCCGUCGGAGCUGUGCAGAUUGAGGCCCUAUUCGAGGAGUUCCGAGGCGAUGUCGUCAUUGCCUACAUGAAAGCCAUUCGUGACAACGCAGAAGUCGCUGUUAGGCAGUUAUUCCGGGAUACCGUCAAGCGUAUGGGAAAGACACUGAGCGCCGUGGAUUACAUGGAUAACGGGGCCGCGAUCGCCUUGUCGAUUACUCUCAAUGAAGAGGAUGGUUCCGCCAUUUUCGAUUUUGAAGGCACGAGCCCAGAAGUAAACGCGAACACGAAUGCACCAACAGCUGUCGUUCGCUCCGCGCUCACAUAUUGCAUGCGUUGUCUCGUUGGAACUGACAUGCCUCUGAACUCCGGCGUCAUGGUGCCCAUCGAGCUCCGCGUCCCGGACAACAGUAUCGUCAACCCCUCUGAAUACGCCGCCGUCUCCUCCGGUAACACUGAAGUUUCACAGCGAGUAACCGACGUUGUCUUCAAGGCGUUCCAUGCAGCGGCGGCAUCUCAAGGUUGCAUGAAUGUGUUCCACUUCAAUUAUGGAGAGUACAACUAUGGAGAGACGAUUUGUGGCGGUAGUGGUGCUGGUCCUACAUGGCAUGGAUCGUCUGGCGUGCAUGUCCAUAUGACCAACACACGUAUAACCGACGUCGAAACUAUCGAGAAACGCUUCCCAGUCAUCGUCAAGGAGUUCUCAAUCCGGGAAGAUUCUGGUGGGAAGGGACGGUUCAACGGGGGUAAUGGUGUUCAUCGCGAGUUCCACUUCACGAAAGACUGCAAGACUUUCCUCAUCGGCGAGAGACGGGUCACGCAGCCAUACGGGAUGGAGGGUGGUGAGCCAGGGCAGAGUGGUGCUCAUUAUUGGAUGAGGAAGAACAGGGACGGAUCGCUCAGGAAGGUCAACCUCGGUCCUCGAGCUACGAUCAACGUCUUGGCGGGCGAGAGCAUCAUCAUUCACACACCUGGUGGCGGAGCUUGGGGAAGCCCGGGCAGCAUUACCGAUGCCGAAUCGACCAAACAGGCCGCAGCUGGUGGUAUCACGAAGCCCUUCUGGCGUGCUAUGGGAUCCGUCGCGUCAUACAUGGCCGCUCAGAAUGAGCAGGGUUAAUAGCUGUUUCUUUGCAGUGGCGAACCACACAGGCUGAACCUGGUGGGUAAGAGAAUGUCGUGUGUUGUUGAACGUGUUGUAUCGAUAGACUUGUAAUUAUUGAGUAGAUGAUGCGGAUUGGUCAC
Molecule: messenger RNA, 4308 nt
Organism: Stereum hirsutum FP-91666 SS1
Lineage: Eukaryota; Fungi; Basidiomycota; Agaricomycetes; Russulales; Stereaceae
Exons: 37
Coding region: 233-4183 (1316 amino acids)
Biological process (GO): glutathione metabolic process
Cellular component (GO): cytosol
Molecular function (GO): 5-oxoprolinase (ATP-hydrolyzing) activity
Source: RefSeq, a predicted model, not a curated record